CAGCCCACCAAAAGACAAAAGCUUCUUCUUGCCUUUCCAGUACCUAUCCUUUACAAAAAUUGAUCACACACGAUUAUGAGUAUGAGUAGAUCUCCAGGAAGACCAGAGCAGUCCGUCAAUGGCGGGUCGUCGACGACGGACCCUACCAUGUCCCUCAAUAGCAAGGGUGAAAUGGUCCUCAGUAACCGCGUAUGGACCUUUCACCGGUUCAUAACGGGAUUGAAGAGUGGAAGGGCGCCGAUCAGUUUGAUUUUGAUUGCAUUUAUUACGUCGCUUGCAACUGGGAUCGCUUUUUUGGCAUGGGGAUUGACUUUUCGUGCCGCCACGAACUCGGCAACUAUUCUGGCACAAGCUCUUCAGAGGCGAAUUAUUGACCAAGUGGUUUCGGAUGUUGCCGUUCGUUUUCUAGCAGUAGAGGCAUCAACCGCAGUCUCUGUGCUUAACUUUCGCCAGGGUUAUUACUCCGCGGCCACGUAUGCAGACAAGGAUAUCACGACCCAAAAAUUGCUCAAUGUCCUCGUUCCCAACGUCAAUUUCUACUCAACUCAAUACUUUACUACCGUUCCAGAGGGUGAGUUAUGGGGAGCGUCGACUUCGACACAAGGAACAGUCAGAGAAUACCACCUAUGGCGACAAUAUGGGGGGAAUCUGACCACCUGGGACGUUGCCGCAAAUGGAACCAAUCUCGGCCCUGUGACUAGUGACCUCAACCAAAAUAAUACCAAUUCUUACUGGGUUCAAGCGAUCGAUGUGUCAAAUGCCAACGCGUUCAAUUGGUCAUCGGUGCAAGUUUGGGACUAUAAAGGAUGGAAGAGUUUUCUUCGCGUCUUUUCGGACGACCAUGGCACAAUUCAAGGUGUUGUCGGAGCGGACCUUACAUUAAGCUUUAUUCAAACUCUCUUGGCGGAAUCAAAAGCAUCGAUCCCGUACAACAACCUAUUGUACGCAUUUGAAAUGGCCGGAGGGACGGAUACGAUCGUGGCUUCAUCUGAGCCAGAUGUCCAGCUCUACGAACUAGAUUCGAACGGUGCGGCCGUACGAGCGCUGACCUUACCCGAAAUUGCGGUUACGGAUAAGGACACCGCUGCAUUGUAUCAAUUGCUGCAAACAAAAUCGGAUGGUUCUCUCUCCCACUGGCUAUCUAUACAUCCAACUAAUGAGGCGGUGGAGCUUGAAUUAUCGGGUGGCACGUUCAGUAUGAUGGUUGGCAGAAUUCAGCGAGCGAACACAGAUUUGGCCAUCAUCGCUUUUAUCAACCGUGAUGCGAUCAUGGGCGAAUUACAAGCUGCCAAUCGUAAAACGAUCGCGAUCGUUGCUGGAGUGGUAGUGGCUGGAUGUUCGGUUGCGGUUGUGUUUUCGUUCUUUUUGGCAAAGGCGCUGCAUCGAAUUACACGGGACUUGAGAAUGUUGGCCAAUUUCAAGUUUCAAGACGUCUUGCAGCAAGAUAUCGAUAAGGAGUCUGGAGUUCGUCGGCCCCAGUAUAGUCGUAUAUCAGAGCUCUGGCAGAUUCAGCGAGCGUUUCACAAGAUGGUGAUCACCUUUGCGCGAGCGGUUUCGCAAAACAAGCGGUUCUCUGAGCGACGGCCAACCCUGCUUAAUAAUCAGCAUAGAGAGAUGAUGCCGAGCCCCUCCCCCGAGGACGGAAGAGAUUCAAUUGGACCAAGUAGUGGAUAUCAAGUUGAGACCGAAGACCCUGUUUAAACAUGUGAUGUCGUGUCAUUUCGCAACUGAAAAGUUACUGAAAAGUGGUAAAAACGUUACGGGAGAGAAAAGGUCUCGAGUAUCUAUCUAUAAAUGUUUUCUUCAAUGUAUGUCAUUUUUAUAUUUAUUGAAUCCGAAUCCAUACAACGAGCAGUACAUUCAGCCAUCGGAUGAUUGGCGUAUGGCCCAUCUGGUGGGCUCGCACUUUGAAGGAACUAUACAUCAG
This is a messenger RNA of Spizellomyces punctatus DAOM BR117, 1927 nucleotides long. RefSeq lists its product as uncharacterized. The transcript is spliced from 6 exons. The record is from RefSeq and is a predicted model, not a curated record. Lineage: Eukaryota; Fungi; Chytridiomycota; Chytridiomycetes; Spizellomycetales; Spizellomycetaceae. Bases 76 to 1701 code for a protein of 541 amino acids.